CACGUGCAAGGUACAAAUUUGAAAAUGUGAAGUUUAUCUUACGAAAAAAUGCAUUCUUCUUGCUCGAGAACAUCUGCAGAGGACGSCGAUUGCAGCUCAAGAAGUAAUAUWAACUCAAAAGAAACUCUAGAUCCUGACUAUGCGCCUGCUUUUGCWGAAAAGAAUACKUCUAAAGCGACGCUAAAUGUACAACAACAAGAAUCCAAAGAACUUACGGUGAAGAAAAUUAAGAACAUCGUACGAAAUCAAUUUGCUUUGGAGAUGAAGUUAAAAGAACAAGAAAUUGAGACGAUAGAUAAUAAUAUACGUCAAACUAAACUCGCUUUGGAUAGGAUUCGAGCUUGUGUAUUGGCGAGGUACUAUGGCAUGUCAGAGGUUUCGAAUAGUCCUGCAAACUUGGCCUGGCCGAAACCCAGACGAAGCAGACGAGAAGCGGCUUAUAAACGCUUGGAUAGGAAACCAAGUCGAAAUUCCUUGUCUACAACUAGUGAAAGCGCUAUGAGUGCAUUGAAAAAGCCUAGUGAUACUGGCAAAGUGGAUAACAAAAAAUCUUAURUUAAUGCUCUGAAUUGUAGCACAAGUGUUACUUCAGAAAUACAAACUCCAACCUUGUUGGCUGAGUAYAAUAUGGCAGAUGAAAAUGRAAAGAGCUCAAAACCWAACUGCUUUAAAAGCAAUAACCUACUACCUGGAAAUCUCAWUGARACAMGGAGYGUCAAUAUGAAAACUGAAACUMUGUCAWCUUCKCRUAAAUCAAUGGAGGCAGACCAYAUAGRGAAKCCRUCUACUGUCCACAGUUCUACCUCUGUCAAUAUUCUCCCAGGAUGUAGUAAAGACUACUGUUUAGAGCAMAGUGAUUCUUCAAAAACUGGAUGCAAGUCUUCUGGUCCAAUUAUGCAUUUGAAUUCACUAGYAACUUUGGCAGCUGAGAAAGUCAAAGGUGACGCACAUAAACAGUCAUCUUUGUCAAAUACAAAAAAUGAAGAUCACACAACACAAAURAAUAGAUUAGGAUCCAAGCUAGACUCAAAUAAUCMUCCAAAAACUCAAUCAUGUGGUUCAGGCUCUAGAUUUUAUGUCAAAAAGCGAGUKAUAAUUGGYAAUACWUCAAAAUACAUCCCCCCAGACAGACGYGAAGAAAAGGACAARUCAACYCAUAAGUGGAUGGUUUAUGUUAGAGGYCCACCUGGUGACCCUAAUAUUGACACCUAUAUUAAGAAGGUGUGGUUCUUUCUGCAUCCAAGCUACCGCCCUAAUGAUAUUGUUGAGAUCAACAAGCCCCCCUUCCACUUAACYCGGAGGGGGUGGGGUGAGUUUCCCAUCCGGGUCCAGUUACAUUUUGUUGGAUCAUGGAAUAAAAGAGUUGAUAUCAUUCAUGAGCUCAAGCUUGAUAAAACUUAUACUGGUUUACAGACCUUGGGUGCUGAGACUGUUGUUGAUUUGGAGAUUGAYAGAAAGACCUUUGAAGAUCUUGGGAUCCCUGUGCCUUUGGAUAGUCAGAUCAUCCAAGAUGACCCUUUGAUUGACAGUGCUGUUUCUGCCAGUGYUACUAAUGAAGAGAAAUCAAAGAGAGAGUUCCCAUUGGAGAACCUAGAAGAGAAGGCAAAGCAUUCAGAUAUUCUCAUCGAUACUCAGGUGAAGAAAAUAAAACUGGACACAUUGUCAACGUUGUCAAGCCCGAAUGUCAGCAGAACUGGAUCAAGAUGCAAUAGUCCUGUGCAUUUUUCAAAAGGUUCUUUGUCUGAUGGUGCGUUACAGGAACAACUUCACUUCUUUGCUGAUCGUAUUCCACUUAUAAGCUCUCAAAAGGAUGUUUAUCAUGCCUUCUGCGCAACAUCAGUCGACCAGUUUUUUAGUUGGAAUGUUGGUAAGAGAAGAGCUUCUGAAUGGCAACGUGCGYUAAAAAUUCGCAAUAAAAUACGAAGUGCACUCAAUUCAUCUAAAAUCACCACAAAGGAAGUGAUGAUCUGGUGUCGUCGACAUGGCUACACUCCUCAAAGUAACCUCGUCACAGAACAAAACGUUUCUUACUGUAAAGUUUGUGGAAGACUUCUUGACAAUGAGAAGCUCACAACUCCUUYUAAGUCAAACUUAUGCCAUUGUUUAGCUUCAAYGACGAAUUCAUCCACAUUGAGUUCCGCUUUGGAUAUUUUAAAACAAGUUGAAGCCAAAGGCGCGCAAUUUGAAAACAGAGAUCCAGACAUUGAAGAUGUUGAAGUCGAUGUUGUUAAUCUUCCAAACUCUCGCCCGGCGAAAUGCACGUCUUCAAACCAAAAGCACAUMCUAACGACUCAAAUGACUCCAGAGGAACAUUGGGUAAGAGAUGUGUGCAAUGAAAUCGGUGUUGGUCUUCGACCAGAGGUCAUUGAGGGAGUAGAAGUAAACAGCGUGGAAAGCGCAUUGUUUUCAGCUACGAAACAGUUUAUGAAGCAGCUUAUGCAUWCUGCUKUWGCGUUAAGCAAUGACUSYAAGUCAUCAYUAGAUGUUAAACUACUUGUUCCUAGACAUAUCAGCGAGGCUAUUGGCCGUUUACCUCAUUUUGACUUUCUCAGUAAUGCGUACUUUGGUAUGGACAGCAACAAUCUGAAUGACACAGAAAAUUAAACUCGYGGGGGUUGRGGGGCAUAUAUUCAAUAUACAAUUCAUAUUUAUAAUGRCACAAUGCAGCAAUUAAAUUAUUUUAUACUCAAUUUUAUCUCUUGUAUUUCUCUCUUGUUUUCACUAGAAAGUGCAAAA
Molecule: messenger RNA, 2736 nt
Organism: Exaiptasia diaphana
Lineage: Eukaryota; Metazoa; Cnidaria; Anthozoa; Actiniaria; Aiptasiidae
Product: YEATS domain-containing protein 2
Exons: 1
Coding region: 49-2604 (851 amino acids)
Biological process (GO): regulation of transcription by RNA polymerase II; chromatin remodeling
Cellular component (GO): NuA4 histone acetyltransferase complex
Molecular function (GO): histone binding
Source: RefSeq, a predicted model, not a curated record